AUGGCCACCGAAAAGCGCCCAAAUGUUAAGGACGUGGAGGACCUACAGAUUUUCUGUCUCUUCGAUUCGACGACCGGCCAUUACGUCGAAUGGUUUCAUUACACGGAAGAUCAUGAAGCUUAUCAUGGAUCUUCAUACAAGGACAGGCGCGACAUGACCUUGGACGAGUUCGCCACCGGUCUCAAGCGUCUGAGCGACGACGCCAUCUUCCCCGAGGUCCCUACCGAUCAGCAAAUCACCAUUGCGCCGAAGAACCUGGACGGUAGCACCAUCCACAUCAAACGCCCGGGCCUGAAGUAUUACCUAGGCGCCGAAAAGGAGGCUGAGUGCGCCACCAAAGACCAAGAGCUCGCCGAAGUCUUCACGACGGAAAGCAUCUCCAAGACACCCCAUCCGUACCUGGUUCGGUAUCAUGGAUGCACAGUCCGCCGCGGGCGUAUCACGGGCAUUGCGAUGGAGCGGCUCGGGGAGACGUUGAGCCACUACGCCCGCUGCCCCGGCGGCUGCAUAUCCGAGCACAAAACAAUGUUCGAUCAGAUCGACAAGCAGGCCUUCCUCGCGGGGGUCGAGUCGGCCGUCAAGUUCCUGCACUCGCUCGGCCUCGCCCACAACGACAUCAACCCCCGCAACAUCAUGGUUCGGGAGGCGAGGAAAUGCUUGAAUCCUGGGUUCUUCACCCUCUUUUUCGAUGGCCAUCCCAGCUGCGGCUUGAGCUGCCACGGAGGAGCGAGAGAAAGGACCUUGAUGGAGACCACAGCUUGCCCCUAA
Messenger RNA from Chaetomium globosum CBS 148.51, 768 nucleotides. RefSeq lists its product as uncharacterized. NCBI's taxonomy places the organism in Eukaryota, Fungi, Ascomycota, Sordariomycetes, Sordariales, Chaetomiaceae. Bases 1 to 768 code for a protein of 255 amino acids. The transcript has 2 exons. The record is from RefSeq and is a predicted model, not a curated record. Gene Ontology annotation, biological process: protein phosphorylation. Gene Ontology annotation, molecular function: ATP binding; protein kinase activity.